AUGCUCGCCCCUUUACUGUUUCUGCUCCUGUCGGCCCCCCCUGGGUCCCCACAUCUGACCGGCGCGAGGUCAGAGGGUCAUAUCGCCGACAGCCUCUACCGCCCGCCUCCGGGAUUCUACGCCGCUCCGAGCUGCGACGUGUCACCCGGAAACAAGACGGUGAAUCGAUUCCAGCUGUACCCGGAAAACGCCGAGUUUGACCCAAAGCGGUGUCUCGUAUAUUUUAGCGUGCUGUGGAACGCUUCCGUCGCUGUCUGGGACCCGGUCAAGAACGAGGUGGUCGGCAGCAUAACCGAUGACAGAUUCUCAGGCCGGCCGGAGCUACAUGCCAGCGGCGUGCAGCUGGAUGCCCCCCGCGACCAGCUGUCCAUCAUGUUCAACGCCGGCAACGCCUUUAACACGCUCGGGCGAAACAUAGCGGGCGAGAACAACCUCGUCCGCUACGAUUUGAAAACCAAGCGGGUGCUCUGGGCAAUCGACCUGUCCAGGGUCACGAGCGGCGCAUACGGGGGGUUUCAAGACAUAGAGCACGACGGAUACGGCAACACGUUUGUAUGCGGCACGUUUCCGCCCAGUCUCAUGCACGUCAACAUCACGACGCAGGCUGCCACGCCGUGGUGGCUGGGGCCGAGCGACUCGCAGGUGGUCGGCAUCAACGGGAUAGCCAUGUAUCAGAACCGCAAGCUCCUCGGGGCAUACCAAACAGGAGUAGAUGGAAGCCAGUUGGUCUGGUUCGACAUCCACACGCCAGGAAGUCCCAACGCCAUUCCGGUGAAGCAGGGCGGCAGGGUUUCCAACGUCGGCGAAAGCCUCGACGCCGCGGUUCUGCCUGCCAUGUACGGGGGCAAGAUCCUUCUCGUGUCGGACGCCUUCGUCGGCACCGUCAUCCUCCACUCAAACGACCACUGGGCGACGGCCGAGAAGCUCGGGGCUGUUCCGAACGGAAUGGCUGCCGAGGGAAUACGCGUCGUGACGGCCGUGCAAGUCGGACAGCGCAUCUUGUGCGUCUUCGAGUUCUUCGGCGACGCGAAUGUCAAGGUCCCGGGACAGCCUGCUGGAGCUGGAAACCGGUCCGAGUUUCCCCUCCAAGACAUCACCGACGACAUCGACCGGCUGCUUCCAUCGGACUUGCGCGGAAGGCAAUGA
Messenger RNA from Hirsutella rhossiliensis, 1146 nucleotides. RefSeq lists its product as uncharacterized. Lineage: Eukaryota; Fungi; Ascomycota; Sordariomycetes; Hypocreales; Ophiocordycipitaceae. The record is from RefSeq and is a predicted model, not a curated record. The coding region runs from base 1 to 1146 and encodes 381 amino acids. The transcript has 2 exons.